GAAAUUUAUCAGAAUGUCUCAUUUCAAAUUAUUAAAAAUAUAUUUUAUUAGGUUGAUAAACACGAAGAUUCGAGGAGGAGAAAAAAAGCAGAAAUUGUUGAUCAUUUUAAAAGGCUAUUUCCUGGAGUGUAUGAUCGACUUGUAAAUAUGUGUCAACCCAUUCAUAAACGCUACAACGUUGCCAUCACUAAAGUACUCGGGAGGAAUAUGGAAGCAAUUGUCGUGGAUACUGAACGUACGGGAAGGUCUUGUAUCCAAUAUUUGAAAGAGCAAAUGUUAGAAGCAGAAACAUUUCUUCCAUUGGAUUAUAUUGAUGCCAAACCACUUAAAGAAAGACUCAGAAAUAUUCAACAACCAAAAAAUGUGAAGUUAUUGUACGACGUUCUUCAGUAUGAUCCACCUGCGAUAAAGAGGGCCAUUCUUUAUGCAACUAACAAUGCAUUAGUUUGUGAAACUGCAGAAGAUGCGUGUAAAGUAGCUUACGAAUUAGGCGAUGGAAAACGUUAUGAUGCAGUUGCGCUCGAUGGUACUUAUUAUCAAAAGAAUGGAUUUAUAUCUGGUGGUAGCACGGAUUUAGCAAAAAGAGCAAGGAGAUGGGACGAAAAAGCUCUUCAUAAUCUGAAAUACAGAAAAGAGAAACUGACAGAAGAACUAAAGGAAAUGAUGAAGAAAACUAGAAAAGAAUCUGAUUUAACCACAAUACAAUCUCAGAUCAGGGGAUUGGAAACUCGCUUAAAAUAUUCUAUUACCGAUAAAGAAAAUACAGAAAGAAGAGUAAUUGCUAAUUUAGAAAGAGACAUAGCAGCUUUGGAAAAAGAAAUCGAAACAUUUGAUCCUCGUAUUCAAGAAAUUCAAGAGAGGAUGAAAGAACGAGAAGUAAAAAUUCAGGAAGUAAAAGAAUCCAUGAAUACUGUAGAAGACAGAGUUUUUGCUGAUUUUUGUACUUCCAUCGGAGUUGAAAAUAUCAGACAAUAUGAAGAGAGGGAAUUAAGAGCCACACAAGAAAGGGACAAAAGGAGAUUAGAGUUUGAUAAUCAAAAAAAUAGAAUUAUUAAUCGUUUAGAAUAUGAACGUUCCAAAGAUACUUUAGAGAAUAUGCGCAAGUGGACAAAAACAGUGGAAGAAGAUGAAGAAGAACUUGUUAAAUUGAAAAAAGCUGAAACAACUCAGAUGCAAUUGAUAGACGAAGAAAUGCAGAAUCUAGAAAGGUUAAAAAAUUCAAAAAUCAGUAAAAAGACAGAUGUAGAUGCGAUGGAAGAUGAAAUAACAGAAGUAAGAAAGCGUUUAGCAACCGUUCAGAAAGAAAUAUCUGCUGCCCAAAAAUUAGUCACUGGUUUAGAAACGAGAUUGGAACAAAAGAGGGCAGACAGGCACAGUUUACUACAAGCUUGUAAACUCGAAGACAUUGUUAUUCCUAUGCAACAGGGUACAAUGGAAGAUAUUGAUCACGAAACUCCGAUGCAGACUGACGAUACUGAAUCAACCGAUAUUUCUGGAAGUCAAAGCACUCAAAAAAUAUAUGAACGAGAAGCUAAAAUUAGAAUUGAUUAUAAUGGUCUUUCAGAAGAAUAUAAGGAUUUGGAUUCUCACGAUGAGGUCAAACGUGAAGGAGAUCGUCUAUAUAAAGAAAUCUCUGACAUGCAAUCUCAUUUACACAGAAUUCAAGCUCCUAAUAUGAAAGCAACAGAAAAAUUGGAUGGAGUAAAAGAAAGGUUGAAAGAAACUGAUACAGAGUUUGAAAAUGCUAGAAAAAGAGCCAAAAAAGCUAAACAAGCAUUUGAAAAGGUAAAGAGAGACAGAUACGAUAAAUUUAUGAGGUGUUUCGAUCAUGUCAGCAAUAGGAUAGAUGAAAUAUACAAGGCUUUAACUAAUAAUCAGAGUGCUCAGGCAUUUCUGGGUCCAGAAAAUCCUGAAGAACCUUACUUGGAAGGAAUCAACUAUAAUUGUGUGGCGCCGGGUAAACGAUUUCAGCCAAUGAGUAACCUGUCGGGUGGAGAGAAAACGGUAGCAGCAUUAGCUCUUCUGUUUGCCAUACACAGUUAUCAACCUGCUCCAUUCUUUGUUUUAGAUGAAAUAGAUGCAGCUCUGGAUAAUACUAACAUCGGAAAAGUUGCUCGUUUCAUUCGAGAACAGACAGAGAUAUCUUUUCAGUGCAUAGUUAUAUCCUUAAAAGAGGAAUUUUAUGGUCAUGCUGAUGCUCUAGUUGGUAUUGUUCCUGAUCCAGGAGAGUGUACAAUCAGCAGGGUGAUAACUUUGGAUCUGACUGAAUAUCAAGAAUGAAUGAAUUUUUAAUAUAAAAAUAGGUUCAAGAAAAGCCAUUAUGUUUGGAUGUUUUGAGAUUAAAAUGUUAUCGACUAAAAUUAAACAGUGGCAUGGUUAAAUAGUGAUACUUUAUUGUCACACAAAAAAGAAAAGAAAAAAAACACUGUUCGAUAUCCAUGUUAAUUUUUGGUUAUUGAUAUGUAAUAAUGGAAAGAACAAGUUUGUAAGAGUUGUAAUUGGAAAUGUUUAAAUGUUACAAAAACAUAUUUUAACAUAUAAAUGCAUUAUGGGGAUUCGACUGCAUCCCAUCCAAAUUGCUGGGGAAAAAAUGUAAAGUUGUUAGGAAAAUUUUGUUUGCCGAGUGGUUCUCCCUUUCAGCAAUCGAAAAUAAUUACAUUAUGUAAAUAACAAUAUUUUAAAAAAAAUCCACAUUUGGACUAUUGACAUCAUAAUUUUGCUACAUAAAUCGGGAAUCUAGUUCGUCUGCAGUAUUUUCAUACAGAUGAGUUGUCUUCAAACAUCAGUACAUGUUAAAAGUGUAGUUCAUUUUCCAUAUCAUUGUUCCAGUCAAUAUUAUGUAUUCACAUUCUUUUAGAUUUCCAAAGUUCAUCACAUUUGUAUUUGUCAUUGUAGUUUACUUUUUAUUCAUUGUUUAAUUUGUGAAUUCUAACAAAAAAGUUCCAAUAAAUAUUUAAAUAUUCUUUA
Molecule: messenger RNA, 2967 nt
Organism: Centruroides sculpturatus (bark scorpion)
Lineage: Eukaryota; Metazoa; Arthropoda; Arachnida; Scorpiones; Buthidae
Gene: SMC1
Product: structural maintenance of chromosomes protein 1A-like
Exons: 17
Coding region: 148-2280 (710 amino acids)
Biological process (GO): sister chromatid cohesion
Cellular component (GO): chromosome; nucleus; cohesin complex
Molecular function (GO): ATP hydrolysis activity; ATP binding; DNA binding
Source: RefSeq, a predicted model, not a curated record